AUCAAGUGAUAAAAAUAAUUUUAUUUAUCAGUUUUUCGCCAGUUGAUUUAACUCAAAAUACAUGUGAAUGAAAUACAUAAAAUAUGAUAACACUGCAAUAAAAUCUGUUGGAGUAAAAAGUGCUUCGAAUUUAAGUAUAUUUCGUUUAUAAUAAAAGGAUAUUAUUAUAAACCAAAAAUGAGAUGUGAAAUACCAGUUUUGCUGCGGUGUUGUUUUUGUUUUCCUUUAAGACAUGGUUUGCUUGUUUGGGCUUACAUAAAACAGAUACUCAGUGUGCUAUUCGUAGCUUAUAUGAUUUCCAAUGCAAGAUCGAACUUCUCGAGGAUGAGUGGAGGGAGCUAUGCGAUGUUUGCAAUAAGCCUUACGUUGACAGUCGUGGACAUUGUGUUUCAUGUCCUUUUUAUUAUCAGUGCGCACACAAAAGACUACAAAAAAAUGAGAAUAUUUUACAGAUACAGUAUUGUUAUAGUAGGCCUGGACUCCGGUUUGAUGAUCUUAUUGUUCAUAGCACUUUCUAUUUACUACUUAUACUUGUCACCUGUUAUUCUAAUAAUAUUGUUGUCAAUAACGUGGCCUACACUGGUGUUGUCGCUCAUAAUUGCUAUCCUCCAAGUCUACCUAAUUAUUCUCGUGAGAAGUGAAUUCGUUAAACUGAAGAAUAAUUCACAGUUCGAGUUCGUGAACAAUGCGGCUGAAGAAAAAUGUUCUGCCAACAUCGAUUUUGUUAAAGAAAUCCCUGCCGCAGUAUAAGAUUCAUCAUCAUAUCCACCAAUUACCGGCCCCCUACAGGGCACGGUUCUCCUCCCACAAUGAGAAGGGGCUAAGGCCGUCGUCCACCACGCUGGACCUGUGUGACUUGAUGGACUCCACACGCCUUAAAGAACAUUAUAGAAGCAGGCAUGCACGUUUUCACACAAAAACUCAGGAAAGUUAGAAUUGCGUGCUUGGGUUCGAACUCAGUGCAUCAUCGUUUCAGUUAUUAGUAUAAGAUUAGUAGUAGUUAAAUUUAAAAAAAAACCGCUAUUACCUAAAUAUAAUAAUGCUCAUUGUAUUACGUCAUAAUACUCUUAUCAGAGCGAUCGUAUUGUGACAAUGUUUGUAGCAAAUAUUACUCGCCUCAGUUCUUACUGCUUGCUGUCCACCUGGUAUAAUCAUGCAAAGAAGCGCGUGUCAAGUCAAGCUCAACACUCUUGGCACUAUCCCGUUCUCUUGCUGUAAGUCCUACCUACAAAGGUUGCCUGUAAGAGAUUGCUUGCAGCAAUAAAGCCGUCUUUGCAUGUCUACAUUGUGUACUGUAUACUCCUUACUGUUUCUUUUCCUGUAUGUUAUACGUGCAAUAAAGUGUUUCUUCUUCUUCUUCUCAAUCCAAAAUAAGGCACUGGAUUGGCACCAGCUGUGUUUAUAUUACACGAUAAAAUAGAAGAACCCCUCAGAUUAACUAGAACACGAAUUUCCAUUUAUGGUCAUCAUCAACACUUUACCGGCCCACUUCACGGCACAGGGAUCCUCUCAAGAAUUAGAAGUGUUUAGAUAUACAGAUUUCAUCACGAUGUUUACCGUUAAAGCAAGUUAUAUUUAAUUGCUAAAAUUAAAAACGCUCAUAGCUCCAAAAGUUAGAGGUGCGUGCCGGGGAUCUCCCCGGAAGGAAAGCCGAAGUGUUACCAAUUUUGAAGCGCGAACCGCUUAAAAACUUUAGAAGAAAACUUUAUGUUAGAAGAAAGUUUGCUUGUAAGGUCAACAUAACAUUAUAUAACGUCAAAUCGCAAGCUUAUAUUUUCGCUAAGUUACCUGUUUUGUUUAAAUAAAUUGACCUUUGCACGCCUCAUAAGCGAAGCGUUGAGGUGGGUAUUACUGUCAGUUUACGCAC
This is a messenger RNA of Pararge aegeria (speckled wood butterfly), 1867 nucleotides long. RefSeq lists its product as uncharacterized. Bases 178 to 750 code for a protein of 190 amino acids. Lineage: Eukaryota; Metazoa; Arthropoda; Insecta; Lepidoptera; Nymphalidae. The transcript is spliced from 4 exons. The record is from RefSeq and is a predicted model, not a curated record.